AUGCUGCUGAGGAUGGGAUUCAAUGGUACAUGGAAGAAAUGGAUAUAGGAGUGUCUUCAAUCAAGCAUGAUUUCAAUCCUUAUCAAUGGAAGUCCAACCAAGCAAUUCCCUGUCAACAAAGAAUUAAGACAAGGUGAUCCAUUAUCCCCUUUUUUAUUUUUGAUUGUGGCGGAGGGGCUAAAUGGCUUAAUGUCUUCUGCAAUUGAGAAGGAACUAUACAAGGGGGUGUUGAUUGGUAAUGGUGAGGUGAUGGUCACCCUUUUACAAUUUGCGGAUGAUACGAUCUUUUUUAGGGAGGCAUCAGAAGACAAUAUAAGGGUGAUCAAAUGUAUCAUGAGGACUUUCGAGUUGGCCUCAGGUCUGAAAAUUAAUUAUGGGAAGAGUCAGAUAGUGGGGAUUGAAGUGGAGGAAGGUUGGAUUGAGAAAAUGGAGUACAAGCUUUGUUGCAAGGUGGGAGAGUUCCCAAUGAAAUACCUGGGAAUUCCUAUUGGUGCGAAUCAUAGAAAACUAGCAAUGUGGCAACCAUUGGUGGAUUCUUUCAAAAGGAAACUAGCUAGCUGGAAAGGUAUUCUCAAAUCUAUUGAUAAAAUUCACAGAAGUUUCUUAUGGGGAGGGGAGGGAGUAGUGAAAAUAAUUAAUUGGGUUAGCUGGGAGAGGGUUUGUAAGCAAAAAGAACAUGGAGGGCUAGGAGUGAGGGAUUUGAGAAAAUUUAACUUGGCGUUGAUGGGAAAGUGGUGGGGGAGAUUAGCAACAAAUGGAGAAGGCUUGUGGAAGAAAGUUAUUGUUGGGAAAUAUGGGGGGGAGGGGGACAUUGGCUUGAUUGGGAAAGAGAAGGAAUGCUAUCAAAUGGGUAACACUCAAAGCGGCUCAUGGAAAUGGAACCUAUCAUGGAGAAGAAUCCUAUUUCAAUGGGAAGAAGAUGAGGCAAAAGAACUCUACAAGAUGAUAGAGGAGGUGAAGAUCUAUCCAAGAUGUCCAGAUGAAUGGGAAUGGAGGCAUAGUGAGGAUGGCCUUUACUCAACCUCAAUUGCAUACGCGAUAUUAAGAAAAGAAGAAAGGGGACCAGUUGAAACAAAAUUCUUCAAGAGGAGAGGAGUCAUCAAGGAUAUGGGAUAUGGGAAGUGUACUUUGUGUGAGGUUGAGGACGAGAACACUAAUCACUUGUUUUUGAAUUGCAAUGUAGUUAAGUGGAUAUGGGUGGCAUGUGCUAACUGGUGGGGGAUUACCAUCAAUUGAUCAAAUUUGAAACUUAAUUGACAGCCAUUUUAAAAUAUAAUUGAUAGUUAAAUAUAUUUUGUCUAUAUAUAUAUAUAUGAACAUAGAAACAUAUCAACAAUUAUUUUCUCAUCUCAUUUUCUCCUACCUCUCCCCUCCUCCUUCCUUCUCCACAAAUGUUUAACAUCGUUUCCCUUCUCCCUUUGUUCUUAUCUUCUUCUUCUUCUUCUCCCUUUCAUUUUUAUUUUUCUUUCUUCUUUCAUCUUCUCCCUUUCCUUCUACCUUUCUUUUUUUUUUUUGGUACUAACCUCCCAUUAUCCGAUAACCAUAUUGGGUCCCGACUAAUCUUGAAUCAAACUGGGUCAAACCCCAUUAAGUGGAAAGUUCUCCCAAUGCCUAUUUCUCUAUUCACAAAACUUGAACUCAAAACCUUUCUUAAUAGGAACCGACCACCUUCCACUUGGACCAACAGAUCGUUGGUUCCUUCUACCUCUCUAAUUCUUGCAUUUCAUGUCUUCAUCUCUCCCCCUUGUUUCUACUUUUCUUUCAUCAUUCCUUCUACCUUUCCUAUUUUCUUUUUUGGUUGUCAUCCUUCUACUUUUCCAUCAUUUUCUUUCGUUCUUUCAUCUCAAGGUUUUUAUUUUUUAUUUUUUUCAUUUAUUUUUUGUUAUUUUCAUUUAUCAUCCAAUUACUUUUAUUUGAUCUACUAAUGAUUUUUUAUUUUUCUUUUUGCAGAUUAUUAAGCUUAAAAUCAUUUUAUGAGGUAAAUUCACAUUUUGAUUUAUAUUUUUCAUUUCCUUUUACUUGAAUAAAAUCUUAUAAUGUAU
Molecule: messenger RNA, 2042 nt
Organism: Rubroshorea leprosula
Lineage: Eukaryota; Viridiplantae; Streptophyta; Magnoliopsida; Malvales; Dipterocarpaceae
Source: the annotation of a GenBank genome assembly